UUUUUUUUGUAAUUUGUCCUUUUUUUUUUUGUUUUUUUUUUACCCUUCCAUUGUUGUAGUCUCAACAAAACAAUUUUACAACCCAUGUCGUAUUUUCGAUCUAUCAUUUCAAACACACUCCGUUCUUCAAAUGUAUUGAAACAGCCCAUAGUGCAAAAAGGUAGACAAAGCUAUUUACCAAUUUUAUUACAAGCACGUCGUACUUUUGUUGCUGCACCUACUUCCGAGACACCCCCUACCAGCCUUCCACUUCAGAAAGAAGAAAAGGCGUUACCACCACCUCCUUCCUCCGAUAAAGAUCCUCGUCAUGACAUGUUUUUUGCCACUUUACCUUUUAUUCCACAGUAUGGAUGGUCCAUGGAAAGUUUAAUUCAUGGAGCUCGUACUUUGGGUUACCCUUCUGUAGCUCAUGGUAUGUUCCCAGGGGGAGAAGCAGGUUUAAUUGAUGCUUAUUUGUCUUAUCAACGUAAAGCAUUUGCUGAUUUAGUAAAGGAAAAGUAUUUGAAAGGCGAAUUUGAAGGAUUAUCAAUGAAUGAACGUGUUAAAGUAUUAACAACACUUCGUUUAGAUAUGAAUAAGCCUUAUAUUAAGAAAUGGCCAGAGGCACUUGCUAUUAUGGCACGUCCUUCUAACAUGAAUAUGUCUUUAAAACAUUUAGCAGAUAUUGCAGAUGAUAUUUGGUAUUAUGCAGGCGAUAAAAGUUCUGAUAUGAAUUGGUACACUAAACGUGGAUCAUUAGCAGCUAUUUAUAGUGCAGCUGAUUUAUUUAUGACACAAGAUCAAAGUGAAAACUUUAUGGAAACAGAAAAGUUUUUGACUAGAAAAUUAGAACAAGCUGCUUGGUUAGGAUCUUCUGCACGUCAGGUAUAAAUUAGAUUGAAUUUAUUAUGACUUGUUUUAUUUAUGUGGGUAAUUUAGUUGGGUUCAAUGUUAACAUUUGGAGCAAAAAGUAUGAUAAGUGUCCUGGCUAAUGUAAAUAUAUAUAUGUAACUACACAUACGGCAUAUACAUACCUAUUCUCAUAUUCUAUUUUAUUGUAGCGUGGAGGUCGAUAUUAAUAUAUAAACAGUGGCCUUAUAUAAGUUUAGCAUAUGCAUAUAAAUAGAUAUAUGUAUAUAUAUGUAUAUGUGUAUACAUAUAUAAUUAUUUUAUUAUAAUUUAAUCAAGCAAUAAACUACACUUAUUUUUGUACUUAUUUAUAAGGAUUAUA
This is a messenger RNA of Cokeromyces recurvatus, 1210 nucleotides long. RefSeq names its product COQ9-domain-containing protein. The coding region runs from base 85 to 870 and encodes 261 amino acids. The record is from RefSeq and is a predicted model, not a curated record. Gene Ontology annotation, cellular component: mitochondrial inner membrane. The transcript has 5 exons. Gene Ontology annotation, biological process: ubiquinone biosynthetic process. Gene Ontology annotation, molecular function: lipid binding. NCBI's taxonomy places the organism in Eukaryota, Fungi, Mucoromycota, Mucoromycetes, Mucorales, Mucoraceae.